Messenger RNA from Schizosaccharomyces japonicus yFS275, 4250 nucleotides. RefSeq names its product ski complex TPR repeat subunit Ski3. Gene Ontology annotation, cellular component: Ski complex. NCBI's taxonomy places the organism in Eukaryota, Fungi, Ascomycota, Schizosaccharomycetes, Schizosaccharomycetales, Schizosaccharomycetaceae. Gene Ontology annotation, biological process: RNA catabolic process. The record is from RefSeq and is a predicted model, not a curated record. The transcript has a single exon. The coding region runs from base 114 to 4250 and encodes 1378 amino acids.
CUUUUCAUAUUAGAAUACUCGGUAGGCUUGCUCUUUCGUGUUAUCAAAGCUUUUCAACUUAUAACUUAUCCUCUAACACACCCUGUACCCUCUCACUUAAACUCGUUUUUAAAAUGGCAAAAGCUGCUUUAAAAGCAGCGAGAGAGGCUUUAAACACAAAAAACUAUGAAGAGGCAAUAAACCUUUCUAAAAAGGUUUUGUUAUUUGAGCCCCAAAACUAUAAUGCACACGUUUUCCUUGGUCUUGGUUAUGUAUCGUUAGAAAACUAUGCCGAAGCAGAACAUGCAUAUUUAGAGGCCACAGAGAUUGACAACAAGUCCCUGUUAGCGUGGCAAGGCUUAUGGAACUUGUAUGAUAAAAAACACGACUUGGAAUCUCUUCAAAAAAUGACAGAUCUUAUUUGUACACGAUUAAUGAACAAUGAUGAACGUGAGAGGUGUUUUACUACCAUGAACAAAUUCCAAUCUUCUGCUCAGCAAUAUGGCACACCUGAACAAAAGUUUCAAGCACUUAAACUUUUAACCCCAGAAGGAGGCACCUUUUAUGAUUAUUUGGAAGGUCUAGUACCCAGCGUAGCCCUUCUUUAUAUGCAAAUGGCUGAUAUUCAAGAGUACCUUGACAAAACUUACUUUGAUACCGAAGUUGCUAAACGGAAGAACAGACUGGGUGCAAAGCUUAACCAGGUUAUGUAUGAUGUGGACCGAGAAAUCUACUCUAGUUCACCUCUUGAAACCAUCUACCAAAACAUUAUUAACUGGUCUCAUGACGAGCAAGUAAGACGUAUCACGGAAUCCAAGCUAUUACACUUUUUCUAUAAGCAGCUUUUACUUUCAGACUUGAACGACAAGUCACCGUGGUUAGAAAAACUUACUUCCUUGGCGGAUGACAUCGUCACUCUCGAGUUACCUGAGCAGUUGGCUUGGUCAAUCCAUCUUGAAUGGGCAGAUCACCGUUCAUUUCUUGAGUUGGAACGUACUGAGCUUACUAAAUACUGUGAAUUAUUCCCCGAAACCCCCCUGGCCUCGGCUCUCGAAGCCUUCUUACAAACGUCCAUUGGAAGGCUGCUUUUGCCUAGUCCUAAAAAACCAGAUAACGAUGGUGAGGUGAAAGCGUCUGAACCGGAAAAGGGCCAGGAAGAAGCUGCUACAAACGAAGUUGCUGUUGAGGAAGAAAGCACUGAUGGUGAUCAAGUUUUUGCGCUUUUUAUUGAUUGUUUGGAUGCCAAUAAGGACUCCAUUCUUAUUCAUGAAAUGUUUGCUAUUCAUUGCUAUCACAUAAAGGAUUACGAAACACUAACUGAUCUCUGUACACGGGGACUGGAUUUACUUCAAAAUGUCUACAAUUCAUUCAGUGUCACUCUUGAGAAGCUAAAACUUACCUUCUCACUGUUACUGGCCAUUGCGUACACACAUGUUGAAGUUCCGCGUUAUCAUCCUCAAGCUUUGCGGCUUUACGAGUUGGUAUUGUCAUCCGAGCCAGCGAAUGCUGAGGCCCUCAUAGGACGAAGUGAUAUUGAAUUAGCAAGCGAUCGUACAGAAGAUGCAGUGGCUACACUUCAACUGUUGCUGGCAACAGACACAACUAAUUUUAUUGCUCAUUCCAACCUCUCAUGGUGUUAUCAUUUGCUCGGCCAAAAUGAAACCGCCUUGAAAACGAUUAAAAAGUGUUUUGAACUUUGUGACGAACAAGCUGUUACUAGUGCACAAAAGUCUGAGCUCUAUUACAGAUUAGGUACUUACUUAUGGAAUGACGGCAUUGCAGACGAAGAUCAAAUUGAACGUGCAUUCUCCGCCUUUGUUUCCUCCCUCAGAGCAAAUCCCAAUUUCGCGCCUGCGUACACGAGCCUCGGUUUUUAUUACGAACAUUUUCAUGACCAGGUGCGUUCAACAAAGUGUUAUCAAAAAGCAUUUGAGCUUGAUGCUCGCGAAUUUGCAGCAGCUGAGAAACUUGCUAAGGAGUUUGCGGCUUCUAAUGAGUGGGAACUUGUUGAAUUAGUUGCACGGCGUGUACUUACGACAGAAAGAAGUGGUAUCACACGUCGCUUGCGUAUCAAUUGGCAUUAUAAGGCUUUAGGCGUUGUCUCGUUGAAUACAAAAAAUUACGAGAAUGCAAUUUCUCACUUUCAGUCUGCUCUUCGGAUCAAUGCCCGUGAUGCUCAUUGCUGGAGUGGUUUGGGUGAAGCAUAUUCGCGUUCUGGUCGCUACGCUGCAGCUUUAAAGGCCUUCCAUCGCGCUGAACUAUUAAAUCCGGAAGAUUGGUAUACCACAUACAUGGUCGCUAAUAUUCAAAUGGACAUUGGCGAAUAUGAUGAAGCCUUGACUCUGUAUGAAGAUAUUCUCUUAAACCGCAAAAAUGAACUCUGUGUCCUUGUGUCAAAGAGUAAGACGCUAGUAAAAUUAGCAAAUUCGGAGUAUUCAAAAGGUUAUUAUGCCAGGGCUAUUCAACAUGCUGAAGAAGUAAUCGGCACAUGUGCUGCUAUCUUUACCAUUAACAAUUCUUAUGUAUCUCCAUGGAAGAGUUUGGGUGAUGCUAUACAAAUGUAUGCAAACGUUCAAAAGCACAUGCACGAGUUUCCCUUGGACAAAGUUCGUGCAAUCAUGACGGAUGGAAAAAUGCUAAAGAUGGCUAACUCAAAUAACGUUUCGUCAUUGAAUGACUUUCAUUUGGAUGGUGCUACUGUUGAUGCUGCACUUAUUACAAAGUGUGUUAUUGUGUGUUACAAUAUGUGUUUGGCGCUCACAGCUAAGGAUGCUAUCAUGCUUCCUGCAGCUUGGUACAAUCUGAGUGUCGCAUUUUUUGAGCUCUCCAAAUUGGAAGGAGUUGAGUACAUGAAGGUCGCUAUAAGCUGCGUCAAGCAAUCUAUUAAGCUUGAAUCUAAAAACGGCGAUUUCUGGAGCUUUUUGGGCAUCCUUCUGGCAAAAACUGGUGCUUAUCGAGCUUCUCAACACUGCUUUAUUCGCUCCCUCAUUUGUAACGAGAAAAAUGCUGGCGCAUGGACAAGCUUGGGUGGUUUGUACCUGCAAUGUGCUGAGUAUGAUUUAGCUGAAACGGCCUUCGCUCGCGCUCAGUCCAUUGAUCCCGAUUAUGUCCAGGCAUGGCUCGGACGCGCAUUUUUGUCUAUUCUUGUUGCUGAUGAAGCGAAUGUGUCUCGUGUUUGCUACCAUGCUCGUGCCAUUUCUAACGGUAAUCAUUUUUCAGCAAACUAUUGGUACGCUUAUUAUGUAUUUCAGAAUGUUUUGAAUACAAGUACCGUCAACGAAAGUGAAGUUUGGGAUGCUAUCUACUCGAUUGGUCGUGUCAUCAGUGAACGGCCGAGACAAGCACAUGCGUACUAUCUUUUAACAAAUUUGCUCGAGCGACUCGGCUUAUUUGAACGUGCUAUCGCAGUUUGCACUGAUCUUGGGACUUUGUUGGAAGAAGACUAUGAACGUACCGAGUCCCAUGAAGCUUUACGCAAAUUCAUCGAUUCAAAGUUGGUGCUCGGACGGUUAUAUCUGCAAUCUGGUCGUUUCAACGAGACAAUUGAAAAUCUUUCAGUUGUUUCUGACCUGCUAGAGGGUGAAGAUACGGAUGUCCGUUUGAAAAUGCAACUGGACUUGGUGCUAGGCUUGGCUCAUUAUUUCACCGGAAACCUGACCCAUGCGCUUUCAGCAUUUCAACAGACGCUGGAGGAGAGCACGGAGGAUCCCGAUGUUGUGGUGCUGGUCUCCAAAGCCUUGUGGGCCAUAGGAGAUGAGAAUGCAAAACAAGCUGCUCGCGAGCAGUUACUCGAUGCCUUACAACAACACCCAGACAUGCUGGAUCUUUUGCUCUGCCUUGGUGCAAUGGGUGUUUCCGACGGCGACGAAGCAGUCAUGGAGGCUGCUCAAGAAUCUUUAGAGCAGUAUGUGCUUGAACACAAGCUGAACGAACAGGAAUGUAACUUGAUUCUUGAACUCAUUCAUGCCAUUUACACCCUUCAACAUCGUGAUAUCCAGCGCUUCUUACAACAGUUCGUUUUUAUCCAUCCUCACCUGCCGACUGCAUGGGCUGCUUUAACAAAAACAAAGUCCACGAGUGCUUAUGACUUGGCCAAGACGCUACAGCGCAUUCUGGGUUCGUAUCCAACAAGUCCCGGAGACCUUGCAUUCGCGUUUCGCCAACAAAUGCACUUGGGUGAGCUACAGAAGGCUGCAUUUUUGGCGCCAUGGGCCGACAAAAAUCGUCUGUGCUUGUUAGAGCACCGCAAAAUCGAGCAGCAAAAAGCAUAA